Molecule: messenger RNA, 1683 nt
Organism: Colletotrichum orchidophilum
Lineage: Eukaryota; Fungi; Ascomycota; Sordariomycetes; Glomerellales; Glomerellaceae
Product: cytochrome P450
Exons: 6
Coding region: 1-1683 (560 amino acids)
Molecular function (GO): heme binding; monooxygenase activity; iron ion binding
Source: RefSeq, a predicted model, not a curated record
AUGGACUCCCCAAAAUUGCUACUAGACUGGCCUCCGCUAUUUCUGAGCUAUGUGACCCCCGGCUCAGCUUUGGCGGUUGUCGUGAUUCUCGUCACAGUCCUGCCCAUGAUCCUGGACCAGACAGCGGGCCACUCUAUCCCGCGAAUUACUAGUUCAAAGUCUUGGUUCGCAAGUAGAAAGGAUUUUGCCGCUCAUGGCGUCGAGAUCAUUGAGAAGGGGUUCAGGCAGGUGGAAAGCGGCGUCUUCCGGGUUACGGCUCUAGAUGGGUCUGAUCUAGUGUUGAUUGCACCAGAACAUUGGCUUGCAAUUUGCAAAAAGAAGGACGAAGAAGUUGCGCCUGCUCGCAAGGAGUUCUUCCUAUGCGACCUUCACGGCGCGCCAUUUGAGGAACCUUUUCUAUACCGCUACCUGGCUUCCCGGAUGCCUGGAUUCGACCGAUAUCUUGAUGUCAUAUCCACUGCUCUGGACGAGGGCAUAUCCAGUGUGUUUAGCCAAUCCUCUGAUGAUACAAAUACGGGCAAACGUGUUAUCAUGCAGCCGCAGAUCCUACACAUUUACUCGCAUGUCAUUUGGCGGGUCAUCUUGGGCGACUGUUUCAAGCCUGAAGUUGUCGACAUCUUUGAAAAGUAUUCAGCGACACUGAUCCCCGUCAUGAAGGCACUCAAGGCUCAGCGACCGAUGAUGGCCCGAAUCUCCGCCGCUUUCUCCAAGGACGUUCGCCAAGUCAAUGUGCAGCUCGGACAGGCCGCCGACUUCUUCGCACCCCUCUUUGAGCAAUGUGUCCAGGCCUUCGAACAGGGUCUGGAGAAAAGCUCGAUAGACAAUGAGUGGCUCGAGGAGCUGAUCCGCAUGGCACCAGCCGAGAAGCGUCGGGACUACAAAUACCUCACAAACAUUUUGAUUGGAUUCGCCUUCACCUUUGUGUUUUCUCCCGGCCCAUCGACUACGCAAGUUGUUUACGAAUUUGCAUUCCGUCCUGAUUAUGUGGAUCUUGUCCUUCAGGAGGCAUAUGAUGUCCUUGGAAAUCGCCCAGAGCACUGGGGUUUCUCUCGGGACAACCUUCACGGGCUGUCUUUGCUGGACAGUUUCUGCAAGGAGACUCAUAAACAUCAUCCGACAGCCGCUUGUAAGUCGUUAUUCGUGCCUUCUGUGUCUUUAUCAGCGGCCAUCAGUACCAUAAACAGCCCUGGCUUGUUGAGCAAGGUCAUACAGGACAUAUUGCUGACUGAGUCCUGGGUUUCUGGUCGUGCAGCAAAUCUUAUGAAGAAGAUUCACAAGACACAAAUACUCCCCAAUGGAGUCGUCCUACCUGCAGGCACAAUAUUCGAAGUGGUCAUGACGGCCGCCCACCUGUCCAACCCCAAGCUUGAAGAUCCGUCCAAAUGGAAUGGACGUCGGUAUCACGACCUUCGGCAGCGAAUGACGGCAACGGUUGGCGCCAACAAGUAUAACUGGGGCUCAGCGACAAAGGACGACGUAAACUUCGGCUAUGCCUCGCACAUGUGUCCUGGUCGUUGGGCUGGGUGCUCCAUCGCCAAGAUGUUCCUCAUCAAGCUCUUGGCCAGUUAUCAGAUUGCUCCAGAGGACGGGGAGACCGAGAGGUAUAGAGAUCUUCACUCGGGCCAAUACAUUCUACCAAACCCGACGAAACAUAUCAUUCUCAAGCGAAGAAAGCAACUAUGA